Messenger RNA from Triticum dicoccoides, 1665 nucleotides. RefSeq lists its product as uncharacterized. The record is from RefSeq and is a predicted model, not a curated record. The transcript has 2 exons. Bases 40 to 1272 code for a protein of 410 amino acids. Lineage: Eukaryota; Viridiplantae; Streptophyta; Magnoliopsida; Poales; Poaceae. Gene Ontology annotation, molecular function: protein binding.
UACAGCAGAUCCCCAACUCCGCCGCCGGCCACCCCGACGAUGGCGCCGCCGCAGCAAGCACCACCGCCGGAGACGCCGAUCUUCCGAACCCCAGACGAGCUCCUCCACGACAUCUUCCUCCGCCUCCCCGCUGCCGCCGACCUGGCCCGCGCCUCCGCGGCGUGCCCCUCCUUCCGCCGUCUCAUCGCCGACCACGCCUUCCUCCGCCGCUACCGCGCCCUCCACCCGCCGCCUCUCAUCGGCGUGGUCCGCGACGGCACCUUCAUCCAGGCCCAGCCACCGCACCCCUCCGCCGUCGCCGCCCGCGCCUUUGCCGGCUUCGACUUCUCCUGCUCCUCCUUCCUCCCCUCCACCGCCGGCCGUACCUGGAGGCCGAUUGACUUCUUCGACGGACGCGCCCUCAUCGCCGGCGCCCCAGUCCAGGAAGAAAACAGCGUUCUUGGUGGGCGCCACUUCCGGUACCACAAUUUUUUGGUCAGGGACCUCGCCGUGUGCGACCCCGUGCACCGCCGCUACACCCUGCUGCCGGCCGUCCCCGGCGACCUGAAAGCGCUGGUCCGUGAAAAUGAGCUUUUUGAGCUGGAGACUUUCCUUGCUCCGGGUGAUGAUGAUGAGGAGGACCCUUUAUCAUUCAGGGUGAUGUGCUUGGUGCAAUGCAGAAUGAAUAUUCUGCUUGUCUUCUCCUCCUCGGAUGGGCAGUGGCGUUCUCUUCCAUUUUACCAAUGGAGAGCUCCUGAGGAUGAGCUGUUUGAUCUGCCGCCCGCUGAGGAUGGGCUGUUUACUCGUCAGUUUGUCCACGGACGCUUCAGUUGGCGUCUGCUCUUCCUGAACAAGUUGGUCCUGCUUGAUCCACGCACCAUGGAGUCCUCUGCUCUCAACCUCCCACCUCAACUAGAAUGGAGUAGCAGAUUUGUCAUUGUCGAGGCGGCACAAGGAAUGUUCGGAAUGCUGCGUAAAGUCCAAGACAGGUGCAGCAAAGAUGACGACACGUAUUUGCUCACGUAUUCUUCUCUGAGGAACAACAAAUGGCACUUGGAGAAGGUCAUCCCGUUGCCGGUAAAGGGUGCUGCUCUGCUUUGGGCAGGCGCGGGAUACCUGUUCAUAGGAGCCCGGACGUACACCAGAUCUUCACAUGAGAAGCCCAAGUUUGAGUUACUUUCGGUGGACGUCAAGACAUUGCAGAUCGAGUUGUUCGCGGAGCUAAGUGAAGCCACCUUACCUGGUCAACUAUAUGUUGGCUUUCCACCAUCAUUGUGUGCGCCAACUAUAUGAAGCGGCUUGUAUUCCUAGUGGUGCUCUGAUCAUAUGGAAUGCUCAUGCUGUUUCAUCUAUCAACAGAUGGUGAUGCCAUGUGGUCUAGGAAGAAGAGUUGGUUCGUCUGAGCGUGUUGUGGUCGAGGAAGAGAAGGUGAUGCGUGGAUCCGAUGUAUUCGAAAGUGAUGUGUGGGUUGGAUGUGUUUGCUUGUUCAAUGCCGAUGCCGUGUCGGAAGCUAUAAUGCGUGUGUGCGUUACACAUAUAUUAUUUCCCCCCAGUUACAGCAUUUGAAGCGUAUUUCAAUCUCUGAACUUUUAGUUGCUGGCCAUUCCCAAACCACUGAAUCUCUGAACACUUCUGUUACUGCAAUGCGAUAUUAUUGUCUAAAAAAGUAGGAGUGUGCUGCUUAAA